AUGGAUGAACCGGUGGAUAUUUAUGAGCAGGCGGCGUUGAAUAUGUCGAUUCCGGAUGGUUGUGAUGUUAAUCGAGCAGUUUACGCGUCUAUCAAGCAACUAAUCAGUCAUGACAUUAUUGAUCCAAGUUUAGUAGGAUUUCAGAACUGUGAGCCACUGUGCGGAAUAUGCUACCACGGCUCCAAAGAGUGGGAUUAUAUCCGUUUCAAUAUCAUAGUCAUUGGAAUCAUCCUACCAAUUGUUGGAGUAUUUGGAAUAAUUGGAAACGCUAUAUCCGCUUUUGUUUAUAGUAGACCAGAAAUGAAAUGCUCCACCAACUUUUACCUAUUCUCACUUGCUUGUUCUGAUACCGGUGUAGCCCUUACUGGAAUUUUCUUAUUCUCCCUGGAAACAUUCCGUCCCUUCUCUCUCACUGUUGCCAGAAUGUCAGGUCAACUAUCUGCUAUUGUGUACCCAAUGGGUAUGAUUGCUCAAACGUGCUCUGUGUAUUUUACAAUGUGCGCUGGUGUUGAUUGUUUUGUACAGGUCUGCCUCCCUGAGAAAAUCCGUCGGUUGUUCUCACGAAAAGAAACGGUUCAUUUCCUGGCUGUUUGUGUGGUUAUAUUUUCCGUUUUAUACAAUGUACCUCACUUUUUCGAAGGAUUUGUCAUUGACUGUUAUCAUAAAGAACUUGGUGGAAUGAGCAGAGAAGUUUGUCCAGCCACUCUGAGAUAUAAUGAAUUGUAUCAAUCAAUCUACUAUAAAUACAUGUAUGCUAUAUUUUUGGCAGUUGGGCCACUGAUAACGCUGAUUGUUCUCAACACAUUCAUUAUCGGUUUCUCUGUUUUCGGAUCCAGUGCCUCCAACACCGAUGACACGAUGUCCUUGAUUCUGGUAGUCCUGCUGUUCAUCUCUUGUAAUACGAUUGCUUUGAUUAUCAAUAUAUUUGAGAGUUACCUCUCGGAGACUCUCGGCAGCAAAAUCAACUAUAUCGUUGACUUAUCCAACUUUCUGGUGGUAUUCAAUUCGAGUUUCAACAUCAUCAUCUAUAUCAAAUACUCCCGCCCGUUUGCUGACACCCUUUUCUCCUACUUCUGCCGCCGGAAGCCAAAAACCGAAAGCCCUGGACCAGGACCUCCAAUCAUGAUAACUGAGAAGCCGUCUCGGUCGAAGAAGUGUAAAGAGACACUGUCUCGGUUAUUAGUAGCUUCUCAGCCAGAGGUACUUAUUUGA
Caenorhabditis remanei is the source of this 1212-nucleotide messenger RNA. RefSeq lists its product as uncharacterized. The coding region runs from base 1 to 1212 and encodes 403 amino acids. Gene Ontology annotation, molecular function: G protein-coupled receptor activity. The transcript is spliced from 7 exons. The record is from RefSeq and is a predicted model, not a curated record. NCBI's taxonomy places the organism in Eukaryota, Metazoa, Nematoda, Chromadorea, Rhabditida, Rhabditidae. Gene Ontology annotation, cellular component: membrane. Gene Ontology annotation, biological process: G protein-coupled receptor signaling pathway.